Molecule: messenger RNA, 2235 nt
Organism: Achroia grisella
Lineage: Eukaryota; Metazoa; Arthropoda; Insecta; Lepidoptera; Pyralidae
Exons: 2
Coding region: 1-2235 (744 amino acids)
Molecular function (GO): nucleic acid binding
Source: RefSeq, a predicted model, not a curated record
AUGGUCACUGCAGGCAUACUAACACCUGUACGAUAUUCGGAAUGGGCCACGCCACUGACACCAGUCAUGAAGGAAGAUGGAACAAUACGAAUGUGUGGUGACUAUCGAGUGACGGUAAACGGCGCGAUAGAUACAGAUACAUACCCAUUGCCAAAGUCGAAUGAAGCAUUUGUGAAAUUGAGUGGGGGCAGGAUAUUUAGCAAACUGGACUUAAAGCAAGCGUACACACAGCUUAAAGUAGAUGAUGCGACAGCUAUGCUGCUAACACUUAAUACUCCGAUUGGUCUAAUGAAGAUGAAUCGCUUACCGUUCGGCGUAAGCGCAGCGCCAGCUAUUUUUCAACGGCUUAUGUCAACUGCGCUUGCAGGUAUGGAGGGAGUAGCAUGCCUGUUAGACGAUGUAGCCGUAACUGGCACCACCGUCGAAGAACACAACCAGAGACUUAAGAAGGUCUUAUGUAAACUGGAAGAAAUGGGACUGCGUCUGAAUGUCAAAAAGUGUGUGUUUGCAGCGAAUAGCAUUACAUUCUUAGGCCACAUGUUAGAUGUGGACGGGCUCCACCCGUCACCUGCGAAGGUUAAAGAAAUUCAAGAGAAACCAGCUCCAACGAACAGAGAAACCCUGCGAGCUUUUCUGGGUUUAUACAAUUUCUAUGAGAAAUUUUUGCCUGGUAAGAGCACCAUAUUAGAGCCAUUGUAUAGACUUUUAGAAUCUAAAAGGACAUGGAGCUGGGGUGAUGGAGAACAUAAAGCCUUUUUGGAAGCUAAACGCUUACUGUCUUCGGAUCUCACGCUGGUGGGAUAUGAUUUGCAGAAAGAACUAAUUCUCAUAUGUGAUUCCUCGGAGUAUGGACUAGGAGCAAUUAUUGCGCAUGUUAUGCAGGAUGGAUCAGAAAGACCGGUGAUGAUGGCCUCAAGAACAUUACAAGCCCAUGAGAGGCGGUACGGUCAGAUCGAUAAAGAGGCUUUGGCAAUUAUAUUUGGAUUGACUAAAUUCCAUGAGUUCUUAUCAGGUCGUAAAUUCAUUAUAGUGACGGAUCAUAAGCCAUUAGUUGGUCUAUUCAAUCCAGAAAAACCUAUACCGGAGCAAAUUUCACCUAGAAUGCUACGCUGGUCACUAAAACUAGCAUGUUAUGAUUACAAAAUAAAGUACAGACCAGGUAAAUUAAUUGGAAAUGCGGAUGCUUUAAGCAGAUGGACUGCUCCGAAUACAUCAUGCAUAAAGACAGAAGAGACCAGAGAUAUGUUGUUGAUGGAAGAACAAUUGAGCGAGUGGCAACUGGAUGCUUGUAAAAUUGCUGAGGAGACCAAAAAAGAUGUGGUUCUACAAAAAGUAAUGUUCUAUGUGUUGCAUGGUUGGCCGCGCAAAAACACAGAUUUGAGGUUACAAGCGUAUUGGACAAGGAGAGAAGCUCUUUCGCAUAAUAAAGAUUGUUUAUUAUGGUGUAAUAGAGUAAUAAUACCGACAUCCUUACAGGAGAAGGUGUUAAAGUUGUUGCAUGCACCACACGCAGGCAUGGUUCAAACCAAAGCAUAUGCAAGAGGGUACGUGUGGUGGGAGGAUAUGGAUCGUCAGAUUGAGAACGUUGUAGCCUCAUGUCAACAAUGUCAACUGGUACGAAAUAAGCCACCAAAAGACCCACAAUCUUGGAUUGUCUCGGAAAAGCCUUGGAGUCGAGUACAUGUUGAUUUCGCAGGACCCUUCCAGGGGAAAACAUUUUUAGUCCUAGUAGAUAGCUACAGUAAAUGGUUUGAAGCUGAAAUAGUGCCUUCAAUGAAUAGUGUUCCUAAUAGUUCCACCAACAAAACACCAGCCGAAAUACUCAAUGGGCGGAGAUAUAGAACUGCAGUUUCAGCCCUACAUCCCGACUCGAUUAUGAGUCGUAGUGAGCAUCAGCGUGAAGCGGCAGCACUCCAUCCACCUGCCCGGAACUUUACAGUGAACCAACCAGUACUGAUACAUAUGUAUGGCCCAGGAGACAAAUGGCACAGAGCCACUGUGGAGAUAGUGGAAGGACCUGCAACUUACAGGGUGAGAACGGAAGAUGGAGAGUUGCAUCGCCGUCAUACAGACCAAAUUCUAGCAAGACCAGCAAGCGCAACUACAAGAGCACUUUCCGAGUUAGACAGUCACCUCAUGAAGGAGUCUGACUCUAAGCUAUCACAGGAUCCAUCCAUAGUCAUUCCACCUCCUGAAUUAUGGCCAGAAAUUAUAGGGAUACCCAAUGAGUGUUAA